UUUUAUGUCAUUUAUUGCCGAGUUUCUAUUAGUGACUUUUACAGGAACGUUGAUGGAAAUAGAGCGUUUCCGGUCGGGGUGUUUUCGGGGAUGCACUGAGUUGUCCCAAGAAGUGUUCCGCGCAUGCGUGGGCUGACAGCUAGUUAGCAAGAUGGUGGCGACCAGGAGGGGCACGCGUGGGGCGCCCCAGGACGGGGACGAGGGGGAGAGGAGCGCGGCGGAGCAGACACCAGAAAAGGUUAUUUCACCAACUUCCCCAGUGCAGACCCGGAGAUCUCUUAGGAAAGAUGUACAGGCUUCUGAUAAUAGUACAGAUGAGGGCAAAUCUGUGGUAACGAGUAAAAGCCCUGUGAAAUCAAGUACACAGAUCACCACCAGAAGUAGGCACAGAAGUGGACAGUCAGGUGCAGAUAUUUCUGAAGCAGAAUCUACUGCCUCCAAUUCUUCCACUAGAAGAACUCGCAGCAGGCCAAACCUUGGAGGGGUAACGGACUCCGCCAGAAAGCUGAGAAGUCUCCGGUCUGCUGUGAUCACUGAACCCAUUAUUGAAUCCAAGGAAAAUGCAGAGCUAUCAGAAGCAGAAUCAAAUUGCUCAUCAGUUUCUACCCGAGCCAGGAAAAAGCAACCUGGAACUGCCUCACGUUUGGCUUCUACUAGGAGUCAAAGGUCAGGUUUCGUUCCACAACCCACAUCUGAUUUUUCAGAGGCAGAAUCAACUUCUUGUCCUGUGUCAGGCACAAGAACCAGGGCCAUUAGGUCUACAAGGAGCUCCAGUGGAAGACAUCUGUCUCAAAAGGAAGACGCCUCUCAGACGGAGCAAACAUCCGAUGCUGAAUCCUGUAGUUCUGGAGUUUCUCUACAGCCUCUUGCUAGACGUUCGAGUAGGAGAAAGAAAUUACAAUUACAUUCAGAUGAGGUUGAGCUCAUUGGUAAAAUGAGUAAAGAUGACACUCGAGGUCAAGAGAUUCUGAAGAUGCAGAGUCCUAAGAUAGAUGGUGAAAAAUCAGAAGCCCUGUCUUCCGCGGGAGAAGAAAACGUUUUACCUUCCCCUCGUAGGAGUUUCCGAAAUAAACCAGCAAUUCCGAAAGACGAGGUUAUUGUUAUUGAUGAUGAUGAUGAUGAUGAUGAUGAUGAUGAUGAACCUGAAAGUAGUGUUAUAAACAAAGCUUUGGAUGUAGAACCUCUAGAAGUUGACGAAACAUCUUCCGCUAAAGAAGUUGACUUGCCUCUGGAAACCAGUGCCAUGUCAUCAUUACAAUCCGGUGAAACUCGGCCAGAAGAAAAUCUCCCUGAUCAUCUUCAACUUUCAGACAAUUUAAUGGAAGAAGAGCCAGCCUUAGAAAAAAGCCAGGUCCCAAACGACAAAGAUGCUACAGAAGAAAGUAAUGGAGAUCUUCAGGGUGUGCAGGAAGGUGCAAAUGUGUCUGAAAGUAUGAAAUUACACUUGUUCCUUGAUAGUGAUCACAGCGAGAAGUCAGAACACGAUGAUGAUGAUGAUGAUGAUGAUCAUAAGGAAGAGGAGAAUAAUAUAGAUGAAGAGGAGGAGGACCAUGAACCAGUGGUGGAGAGACGGAUAUCUAUAAAAGCAUUAAAACAACCUCUGCAAAGUAAAGGAGGAGAUGCUCCUCGGGUGGACUCCAAUAAAAAGUUUUUACUGGAAUCUGAAGAUGAGAGUGAAAAUGAGAACAUACCCGGGCCAAGUGAUGAUGAUGAUGAUUUUAUUGAUGAUGAAUUUGAAAACAAUAUGGAGGAGGAAAACUAUGAACAAGUUGUAGAGAAACGAAAAUCCAAAAAAGCGUCAACUCAGCAGCUUCAUAAUGCACUGGGAGAUGGGCUGUUUGUAAUAGAUACAGCUCCUGGGGUGGACCCCGGUAAAAAGUAUUUCCUGGAACCCAAGGGAGGUGAAAAAGAAGAUAAGGAGGUAGGGGAAAUGUCAAGCCCAGAGGAUGAUUAUGAAGAAGAUGAUGAUGAUGAUUUUAUUGAUAAAGAUGAGGAUGAAGAGGAAACUUUAUUGAACAGACCUAAAAGUGGCUUAACGCUGUCAACCAGUAUAGACACAGGAAUCAGCCUAAAGGAGAUGGGAGGUCUGUACAUCAACUUUGAUGCGGAGAGGCCAAACCCGGGUCCGAGUCUUCUUAACAAAAUGAAGAAGGAAAGUAAAAAGAAAGAUGAGCUGCUUCAGAAAAGUGUCAUAACACCUGACUACGAGAAGAAAGAAAGUGUCCCGCCAUAUAUGGAAUCUCAGCGUAAACUUAAAAAAUUACGGAAGGAGGAAAGGGAUAAAACAACAGGAAGGGGAUGGUUUGACAUGAAGGCUCCAGAACUGACUGAAGAAUUGAAGAAUGAUCUGAAGGCUUUGAAAAUGAGAUCUGCUAUGGACCCAAAACAUUUUUAUAAAAAGAAUGAUCGUGAUGGCUUUCCAAAGUAUUUUGAGGUUGCUACAGUUGUGGACAACCCCAUCGAUUUCUACCAUUCCCGAGUUCCCAAGAAUCAGAGAAAGAGGACAAUUGUGGAAGAACUUCUUUCAGAUUCUGAAUUCAGGAGAUAUAAUAAAAAGAAGUUCAAAGAGAUCAUUGUAGAAAAAGCUGCUCGUGCAGAAGGCAAAAAGAACCGAAAAAAGAAAAAAUUUCGGACAUAACUUGCACAUGGAAAAGUGUUGUCUUAUUUCCUUGUUACUGUCGCUCAUGCCCGGCAGUAAGAAACUUGCAUCAUAUACUGAACCUGAAGACUGUAAGGAGAAACUUGUACUUCACAAUCUUUAUUGUGAAACAUAUAUCGAGCCUAAUUUUAGUUAGGUCUGCUAUAUAGGUUUGUAAAAAUACAAAAUAAAUCCUAUUUUUUACAUAUCGAAGAUCAAAAGCCUCAAAAGGUAAAGCCAAAUUUACACCUUAAGGGUCUAUUUACACGUCCGCAAUUUCUUUCCGCAUUUUGCGGACCCAUCAAUUUCUAUGGGGCAGCACGAUGUGCUGCCCAGAUCCGCACUCCCGGGUCUGCAAUUCCGAUCCC
Messenger RNA from Bufo bufo (common toad), 3006 nucleotides. RefSeq names its product deoxynucleotidyltransferase terminal interacting protein 2 (gene DNTTIP2). The record is from RefSeq and is a predicted model, not a curated record. Bases 152 to 2638 code for a protein of 828 amino acids. NCBI's taxonomy places the organism in Eukaryota, Metazoa, Chordata, Amphibia, Anura, Bufonidae. Gene Ontology annotation, biological process: RNA processing. Gene Ontology annotation, cellular component: nucleolus. Gene Ontology annotation, molecular function: RNA binding. The transcript has 7 exons.